Rhododendron vialii is the source of this 1575-nucleotide messenger RNA. RefSeq lists its product as uncharacterized. NCBI's taxonomy places the organism in Eukaryota, Viridiplantae, Streptophyta, Magnoliopsida, Ericales, Ericaceae. The transcript has 6 exons. The record is from RefSeq and is a predicted model, not a curated record. Bases 172 to 1200 code for a protein of 342 amino acids.
UGUUCGGGCAGUGGCGCAACACCACCGAAUUUGGUUCGGAAGCAACGUCGUUUCGUAACUUCCGUUUGCGUACAGAAUCAAAUCAACGCCGUCGACGUCGGCUUCUUCUUACACCCGCACUUGACUUUCCAGUUUCCAGUUUCCACUGAAACAACAACCGGAGAGAGAAGUAUGACCAAUCGAUCACUAGACUCUCUUCCCCCUACCGAAACCCUAGAAAUCGAAACCGGCCUCUCCCUGACCCCGCGCGUCAAACUCCUCCUCACCGUCCACCGCGCCGACCGCUCCGUCAAGCCCCUCGACGAGUGGAAGCUCAAGCGUUCCCUCAUCGACUUCCUCAAAGCCUCGUUCUCCGUCACCCUCUCCGACGAGGACGUCGCCGUCAGAAAAUUCAAGGACGCCAAGAAGCGCAAGCGCGAGGACUCCGUCGCCCGCGGCGCGCUGUUUAUAAGGGAUCUUGGGUUUCUGUCGAAGCCUUUUUCGAGGUCGGGGGUUGGUGGUGAGGGGAGAGAGGGUGUUGAGGAGCUGGAGAGGAAGUUUGUGGAGUGGAGGAGAGGGGUUGUGGAGAAGACGGAUGGGAUUGAGUUGAAUCUGGAAGGGGUGAAGUUUAGGCUGAGUGUUGCUGUGCCGGUUACGGAUGAUUUUGAGGGGAUGAGGAAAGAGUGGGAAGAGCUUUCUGCGUUUGGUAAUCGAGGGUAUUCAAGAGGUGGGAGGCAGCAGCCUGAUACCAUUGUGUUGAGAGGUGUUCCGUCGCGGUGGUUUGCUGAGCCACGAGUUUCUUCUAAGCCUUCAAUGCUUGUCACUCAUACAAUCUUUUCUGCAUUUGGGAAGAUAAGGAAUCUUAAUGUUGCUGAGGACGAUGAUUUAGGUAAGGAUGAGGAUGAAGAUAGUGGGGACAUUGUUUCAGGUCUCCAGUGUAAGAUUGUUGUUCAGUUUGAGAAAUACAAGGACUUCCAUACUGCAUUGAAAGUUCUCUCUGGCCGCUCUUUGCAAAAGCAAGGAUCACGUUUGAAAGCUGAUUAUGAGGUCACUUGGGACAAGGAUGGCUUCUUUCGAAAUACUAGGAACGAAACACAGGACAAGAGUAUCCGGAUGCCACCAUUGGGUGCUGGAAAUUAUAGAAGUGAAGCUUACAGGCGUCAAUCGCACUUUUCUCGCUACAGCCCUGACAAUGAGCGCACAAAGAGAUUCAAGGAAUGAGUAAUGGAACGGACUCAAUCAAAGAUAAUCGAGCCCAAGGAUCGGAUAGGACUCUUGAUGUGGAACGAGUAAUGGAAUGGACUCAAUCAAAGAGAAUCGACCCCAAGAAGUGGAUAUGAUUCUUGAUAUGGUAAACUAUUUGAGCCAUUUGUUGUACCAUAGUUUAUUUACACUGGUGGAAUAUUUUGAGUUUUGUCAUCCAAAUCCAAUUAAAUAUUAGGGUUUGAGUAGCUGCAACCGUACUCAUUGAUUUUUGCUAAUUUUUGUUUUCGAACUAAAUAGAAGUGAUAAUGUGUGAACCAAUCAAACAGCCAAAUUCAGGGAUGUUGUCUCUCAACAUUCUAUAAGCUACUGUAUAUGUUUUCCCGGUACAAA